AAUGGCGGCCCCCUUGGAGCUCAGUUGCUGGGGAGGUGGCUGGGGGCUCCCAUCGGUGCACAGCGAGUCCCUGGUGGUGAUGGCUUACGCCAAAUUUUCUGGUGCACCUUUGAAAGUCAAUGUCAUAGAUAACACCUGGAGAGGUUCAAGAGGAGAUGUACCAGUUUUGACAACUGAAGACAACAUUGUUUCUCAGCCUGCGAAAAUACUAAACUUUUUAAGAAAACAGAAAUAUAAUGCUGAUUAUGAACUCUCAGCAAAACAGGGGGCAGAUACACUGGCUUACAUUGCUCUGCUUGAAGAGAAGCUUCUUCCUGCAGUGCUUCACACAUUCUGGGUUGAGAGUGACAAUUACUUUACUGUGACAAAGCCAUGGUUUGCUUCACGAAUUCCUUUUCCCUUGAGUUUGAUCCUGCCUGGAAGGAUGUCUAAGGGAGCACUGAAUAGAAUUCUCCUGACUAGAGGACAGCCUCCCCUCUACCACCUCCAAGAAGUGGAAGCUCAGAUAUACAGAGAUGCCAGGGAGUGCCUAAAUCUGCUGUCACACAGAUUGGGAACAUCUCAGUUUUUCUUUGGAGAUACGCCGUCUACCUUGGAUGCCUAUGUAUUUGGUUUUCUUGCACCUCUUUAUAAAGUACGCUUUCCUAAAGUUCAGUUACAAGAACAUUUGAAACAGCUCUCCAACCUGUGCCGCUUUUGUGAUGACAUCCUAAAUUGUUAUUUCAGGCUUAGUCUUGAAGGCACCUCUCCUGCUGGACAAGAAACAGUAGACGCAAAUCUGCAGAAACUCACACAACUUGUAAAUAAGGAAUCCAACUUGAUUGAAAAGAUGGAUGACAAUCUUCGCCAAAGCCCCCAACUUCCUCCUCGGAAACUGCCAACACUCAAAUUGACUCCAGCAGAAGAAGAAAAUAAUUCCUUACAACGGCUGUCACCCUGACAGUCAUCAUGCUGCAUUUGCAUGCAUCAUGUCCAAGGUCAUGAUUGUUGCAGUAAUCUCUUACACUAGUGUGUGGAGGCAAAAAGAAAAUGCCAUUAGUAGGUAUAAGGGAGACUCCAAAAAGAAACUGUCUAUGACAUCUAUUUUUUUCUUAAUUAGGAAGCUUGUAUUUUGGCCUGGCAGUGCACUUUAGCUAACAUCAAAGUGAAUGCUAAAUCAACUUGGGGAACAAAGAAAAUACAUUGAACUGUAUAUUUAAAAACAAACAAACAAACAAAAACCUGCCUUAAUCUUGGCAGAUUUUUGCCUUUAUUUCAUAUGUUGCAGACCAAAAGCUGUAAUUCUGUUCUGAAUGUGCACUCUUAUUUAUUCAAGUUAUUUUAUUAAUUUUGUUUUCUUAGAACAGUUUGAAUAUCUAAUAUGUGGCUCUUUGAGGCUUUUUUCUUCUGUUUAGAAAUUUGAUGAUUUUAGACAUUAGGAAAAAUGUAAUAGUCCAAUAUUCUAUUUACUUCAAUAGAAAAGUCUAUUUAAAAAGCAAAGAGGAAUGUGCUUUUUAGUUAUGCCCUCAGAAGUGUAAUCUUUUAGGGGAUUAUACCAUAUAUAUGUAUAUGUAUAUAAAUAUCAAAGGUGGUCACAUAGAAUAUUCAUCUGACUAUUUGCACUUCUGGUAUUUGCUAUGUGUACAAUAUAAGGUUAGCAAGGAUGCUUUCAGUUUAUGGGGUGGAUGUGGCAGCUUUAGACCUGUGUAUUUGUAGUACACUUUUAACUCUAGUAUUCUCUUUCUUGGAUUGAUUUCAGGAGAACUGAGUAUGUUGGUCAUCGUUAUUACUCCAGGCUGUUAAGUCUUACUGAAAUUUGCCCAGUUGUCAGACCCUCCUCUGCCAGAGUAAUAGAAGUACCUACUGUGUGCCUGGUCCAAGUUCACCAUGCUUGGUUCAGACCAGUGUUCUUUCAGAAGAAGCCUAUCAUGUAGUCAAAAGCUUUAUGGCAACUUAUUAUUUUCCAUACAGUUUACCUGCGGUUGAAGGAUCCCGUGGAAUAUGCAGAAAUAACAGUAGUUUUUAAAGAACGUUUUCUACUUAUGGGUUACUGAACUGUUGCAGGAUUUGAUGUGCAGGUGAUUUUACUUAGAAUAGAAUCUUGCUUAUUUUAGUGGCUAAGGUGCUCCUGCUGUCCUAAAACCACUUCUGGGGUUUUUAAAAUAUGGGAUCAUGUUUUUGAUUAGUGUCUUACAAGAUUACUAUGGUGCUCAGCAAAUCUUAUCACAUCCUGUGGAAACUCCCGUGUUAAGAAAAGAGCUUUGUAGUCAAGAGACGCCCCUAAUUCGAGCUGAACGGAGAGCUCAGCUGUGUUUGAUCUGCGUCCUCCCAGUUUGUUCUGUAUUAGGUCUUCCACAGGAGUCUUUAAGUCGCUGUUAAUAUUUUUUCUUGAAAGUUUUAAUUCAGUGAGAAACAAGGUAGUCUUCAAAAUCUCGUUCAUGUGUUUGGGUGCAUGUAGGGAAUCUUCUCGGUCUUUUGGCUAAGAUCAAGUGUGGAUGCAUUUAGGGAAAGUAAUGAGUUUCACAUUACUUAUAUAAUAGGUUUGUGUGUUUUGUAUUAGUUUUCCAUUAGAUCCCAGCAUUCUAAAAUGUGUAUGAAUAUUUUAUAUUGAAAAUCAUGACCAUAGGACUUUAUUGUCCUCUGGGAUUGAUGUAUAUUGGAGAAGGGUGGCUAAAAAAUUAAUCAGACCUCUAUUUAUGCUGUAGUUAGGGUUGGUCAUUUUCAAUCAUGAUUUAUGUUAAACCUUCUUAGAAGCAUUUGAAGUGGCCUAAAAUUGUCAUACACACGUAAAACAGGACAGUUAAAAUUAGCUUUUGGAAAAAUAAAGUUUUUUUUUU
Hyaena hyaena (striped hyena) is the source of this 2816-nucleotide messenger RNA. It is a transcript of the gene MTX3, whose product is annotated as metaxin 3. Gene Ontology annotation, cellular component: SAM complex. The record is from RefSeq and is a predicted model, not a curated record. Gene Ontology annotation, biological process: mitochondrion organization. The transcript has 9 exons. Lineage: Eukaryota; Metazoa; Chordata; Mammalia; Carnivora; Hyaenidae. Bases 2 to 940 code for a protein of 312 amino acids.